AUGGAGAAUUUCAGAUCUAAGUCGUGCAGGGAAGGGAGGAUAGAGAUGGAGGGAUACCAUGGAGGCAAGGGAGAACCGACAAACAUGCAAGAUUUGAGGUCUUAUAGUGUCAGCUACGCGGUUUCUGUACAGCCAAAUCAAUUGGGCAAAGAAGUGAAGAUCAAGAAAGGGAAAAGCAAUCUUGGGUCAUCUUCAAAAAGCUGGAGUUUCAACGAUCCUGAGCUACGAAGGAAAAGAAGGGUUGCUAACUACAAGGUGUAUGCAAUGGAGGGCAAGAUGAAAGGGUCCUUCAGGAAGAGCUUCAGGUGGAUCAAGGACACUUGCACCCAAGUUGUCUAUGGAUGGAGACUGGAUUCUUCUGGACAUGGAAUUUUCGCCUUGUGGUCACCUAAUCUGGUUCAUGCUAUAUGCCCUUGA
This is a messenger RNA of Dovyalis caffra, 417 nucleotides long. The record is from the annotation of a GenBank genome assembly. NCBI's taxonomy places the organism in Eukaryota, Viridiplantae, Streptophyta, Magnoliopsida, Malpighiales, Salicaceae.